Molecule: messenger RNA, 1792 nt
Organism: Saitoella complicata NRRL Y-17804
Lineage: Eukaryota; Fungi; Ascomycota; Saitoellomycetes; Saitoellales; Saitoellaceae
Product: FAD/NAD(P)-binding domain-containing protein
Exons: 4
Coding region: 240-1742 (500 amino acids)
Molecular function (GO): oxidoreductase activity
Source: RefSeq, a predicted model, not a curated record
AAUUGCACUAUGUCAUACAUUGCCAAUAGCAUAUACGCUCUCUUUAAUCGAGUCGCAGCCAUUCAGGAUGCCGAUGCUGUCGAGCGAAUUCCGCCGGUCAAUCCCGAUUGCCCUCCUCGGUUGAUCUUGAAGGAUGGAGAGAAAGCGCCCAGGGUGUUGAUCAUCGGCGGAGGUGCAUCCCAGCGAGAAACCCUUCGUUAGUCUUAGGCUGAUCCAUUGGGUGUACAGGCUUAGCCGGAAUGAGUGCUGCGCUGGAGCUUUCUGAACGAGGUUUCGAAGUGGUCAUCAGAGAAGCAAAUCCAAUUCUGGGUGGACGACUGGACUCCAAGAAGACUCAGCCACUUCUUCCUCUCGAUCCAACGGAGUUCUACGCGGAUCACGGCUUCCACGCCUGGUUCGUCAACUCGUAUCACCAAUUCGGUGAUAUCAUCAAUCGUUUGGGUCUGAACGACCAAUUGCAGGCAUGGGAGAAGACGGAUAUCGUCUUUCGGAACUACAAUGCUGAAGCAAUCGUCAGUCAAGGACCCUAUCCGUUGAAUCUCAUCAAUGUCCUCCGUACAUCUACGAAUAUGAACUACCUCACCUCCCUCCGCAUCAUGGGUAUUGCUACCGACUCAGCCUUCUACGACUACUCGAAGAUCUAUGAAGAUUGGGAUGAGUACUCAGUCGAAGAGUGGGCUGAGAAAAGAGGCAUCGAUAAGGCUUACUAUGACAUUGUGGUUAAGCCUGUUGGGGCCGUAACACUUAGUAAAGUGCAAGGGUUCAGUGCUGCUGAAAUGCAGAACAUGAUGCAGAUCUUCUUUCUAGCAGGACCAGGGGCGGACGUUAGGUUUACCACCAAACAGUCAUUCUACAAGUCCUUAUUGGAGCCCUGGAGGAACCGGUUGUUGCAAAACGGUGUUCGUAUCGAGAGAUCUAAACCGGUGAAAGCAUUGCGGAUGCAGGAUGGCGUCUGUGAAGGCAUUGACGGCGAACCGGAGACUUAUGAUUAUACUAUCAUGGCGGCGGACCUUCCCGGAGCAAAGUCUAUCCUGGAGGGUACCGUUGAUGCCUGUAUGGACAAGAAAUCCGGGACACUUGCAACGAAGCUCCGUGAGCCGGUGUCCAAGUGCAAGAUCGCACCGCCAUACAAGAUUCUGAAGGUAUGGCUGAAGGGCCUGCUGCCAGCGGACAAGUAUCCAGCAAUCAUCGAAACACCGGAGCAUUCACCACUGAACGAAAUCGUGCAGUACCACAUGCUCCAGGAUGAGUACAAGGAGUUCGCGGCAGAGAAGGGUAUCGGAUGUUGGGAGUUUCAUUUGUAUGCCCUCGAGGAUAAGGAGUGGAGUAGCUUUACCGAAGCGAAGGACGUAUGGAAGAAGCUUGCGCCCAUCGUUCAUGAGAUCGUGCCAGAGAUGGCAGACUUCGAGGUUCGUGGGUACCAUAUGAACCAGUACGAGAACUUUCCCGACUUCUCGAAGGGGCAGCACAAGUUCCGUCCUCAGUACUCUGCACCUUCGUCCAUUGGGAUCAAGAAAUUGGUUAUGGCUGGCGAUUGGUUGCAGACGUCGUUUCCGUCGUUCAUCAUGGAGAGAGCUGUCAGUACCGGACGAUUGGCAGCGAAUGAGGUGUUGCGGGAGUAUGGUGUUCGGGAAGUUGAGUUGAGGGUCGUCAGUUCUUAUGGACCGGGGCUCGCGGCGGUAGGAAGGAAGUGGAUUGCAGGUUUGACUGCAAAGUGGUGGGGCACGGGCAAGUCUGCUUAAUCAUGCAUGGAACCUCCGAUACACGACAUUCAGCAAAGGGUAUUAUCAUA